UUGGAGCCCUGAGAUUCACGAGGAAUGACGAGAUUGGCUGAUUACUUCGUGGUGGUCGGUUACGACUCCGAAAAGACGGGUGAGCAAAGGAUAAAAUUAAAAAGGACGGCAUUAACCAUGCGUGUCCAUCUCGUUUCUGUCGGCGAGAAUCCUUUAGGCCGAUCUGUUGAAGGCUCAGGGAAAAUAAUCCAGCGUUUUCCACGAAAAGAUUGGGAUGAUGCACCUUUUCCACAAGGAAUAGAGUUGUUUUGUCAACCUGCUGGCUGGCAGCUGUCAACUGAACGAAAACAACCCACGUAUUUUGUGGUGGUUCUGACUGACAUCGACUCUGAUCGCCAUUACUGCGCGUGUCUAACAUUUUAUGAAGCAGAAAUUAAUUUACAAGGAUGCAAACGUGAUGAAUUAGAAGGCGAGGAGGAGGAUACGGGGUUAAUCCAACCUGCACAGGUGUUUGCACCUAAAAGUUUGGUGCUAGUGUCUCAACUGGAUUAUCCUGAAAUUUUCAAGGCAUGCCUUGGCCUCAUUUAUACCGUGUAUGUUGACAGUCUCAAUGUGAACUUGGAAAAUGUGAUUACCAAUCUUUUCACAUGUUUAGUGCCUGUUGCUGGAGGGUCUCAGAAACUCUUUUCAUUGGGAGCUGGAGAUAGACAAUUGAUUCAAACUCCUUUGUAUGAUGGUCUUCCUGUGACAAGCACAAGUGUAGCCCUUCUCUUUCAACAACUGGGGAUCCAACAAGUGUUCAGCCUUUUCUGUGCCGUGCUUACAGAAAACAAGAUUAUUUUUCACUCAACUAGCUAUCAAAGGCUUGGUGAAGCAUCCAGAGCACUAGAGUCUUUAAUAUUCCCUCUGAAGUAUAGUUACCCUUACAUUCCGAUUCUCCCUGCACGUCUCUUGGAAGUACUAAGCUCACCAACUCCAUUUAUCAUUGGUGUGCACUCCAUGUUUCACAGUGAAAUUCAUGAACUGUUGGAUGUAAUUAUUGCUGAUUUGGAUGGAGGUACCAUUAAAAUCCCAGAAUGUAUUCACCUCUCCCAGUUGCCAGAGCCUCUAUUACAUCAAACACAAGAAGCACUUUCUCUUGUUAUUCAUCCAGAUCUGGAGGUAGCUGAUUAUGCUUUUCCUCCUGUUCGUACUGCUCCUUCUAAUCUUAGACUGUUGGAUAAGGAAAUUAGAGCAGUCUUCCUUAGGUUGUUUGCACAGCUCUUUCAGGGGUAUCGAUCAUGCUUGCAACUGAUUCGAAUUCAUCCUGAACCUGUGAUACACUUUCACAAGGCAGCCUUUCUGGGACAGCGUGGAUUGGUUGAAAAUGACUUCUUGACAAAGGUUCUUGAUGGAAUGGCAUUCGCAGGAUUUGUGUCAGAAAGGGGACCUCCCUACAGGUCCUGUGAUUUGUUUGAUGAUUUGGUUGCCUUUGAUGUGGAAAGAAUCAAAAGUGAGGAGGGAAUUCCACCAAAAAUGUUAAAGCACAUACGAGAGCUUGCAGAACAGCUGUACAAGAAUGAAAAUCCAAAUCCACACAUGGCAUUUCAGAAAGUACCUAAACCAACUGAAGGUUCACAUAUGAGAGUGCAUGUACUUCCAUUCCCCAAGAUAAAUGAAGACAAAGUAGAGACUCUUCUCCAAGAAGGCCUUGCUAAGCACCUAAAUUCGCCUCCUGCUGUUCGGGUUGAGAAAAAAUGUAUUGUGCCUGCUGGCCCACCAGUUGUCUCAAUAAUGGAUAGAAUGGGAUCCAUUUUUAACAGUGCACGCAGGCUGGAGGUUGUCCGAAACUGCAUCUCCUACAUUUUUGAAAAUAAAGUACUAGAGACAGAAAAGACUCUUCCAGCUGCAUUGCGUGCCUUGAAGGGUCGAGUAGCUCGGCAGUGUCUCAUUGAAGAAUUAAGUCUGCAUGUUCAACAAAAUCGGGCAAUUCUGGAUCACCAACAGUUUGACUACAUUGUCAGAAUGAUGAAUUGUGCAUUACAGGAUUGUUCAGCUUCUGAAGAAUAUUAUGUUGCUGCUACAUUGCUGCCACUGACAACAGCAUUUUACCGGAAAUUGGCAACAGGUGUCAACCAGUUUGCCUACACAUGUGUACAAGACCACCACGUUUGGGCUAACCAACAGUUUUGGGAAGCUACGUUCUACAAUGAUGUGCAGAAUCAGAUUCGAGCACUCUACCUCACCUCUAGAAAUGAAAGUUUUCUAUCCAAUUUCAAGCAAAAGGAUAAAGAUCCACUACCAACAGAGCAAGAGAAAACGGUCAUGGACAUUGCAGCAGAACAGUUACGUUUAUGGCCAACACUGCAUAAAGAGAAACAGCAGGAGUUGGAAAAAGGAGAAGAAAACACUGUGUUUAGCCAAGCUAUUCAUUAUGCCCAACUCAUGGUAUACUUGCUGGUUCCUUUGGACACAAGCAAAAACAAGUUACUUCGAAAUGCUACAACAGGAGACUGGGAGAGUGGGAGUAAUAGUUUUGUCACUAACAGCAUUGCUGGCAGUGUCGCUGAAAGUUACGACACCGAAAGUGGGUUUGAAGAUGCAGAGAAUAAUGAUGUUGCCAAUGCAGUUGUUCGUUUUAUAACAAGGUUUAUUGACAAAGUUUGCACUGAGAGUGGGGUCACACAGGACCAUAUCAAGAAUUUGCACUGCAUGAUACCAGGAAUUGUGGCAAUGCAUAUUGAGACACUUGAGGCUGUUCAUCGGGAAAGCAGGAGACUUCCACCAAUACAGAAGCCCAAGAUUUUGCGGCCAGCUUUAUUACCUGGUGAAGAGUUUGUUGGAGAGGGGUUGCGUGUUGUUCUGGACCCAGAUGGUCGAGAAGAGGCAACAGGAGGAGCCCUGGGUGGACCACACAUUCUGCCUGCAGAGGGGGCCUUAUUUCUAACCACAUACAGAAUUAUUUUCAAAGGCACACCACAUGAUCCCUUGGUUGGCGAGCAAACUAUAGUUCGGAGUUUUCCCAUUGCAUCAAUGACAAAGGAGAAAAAGAUCAGCAUACAAAACCAGCUGCAACAAAAUAUGCAAGAGGGACUACAGAUUCGAUCAUCAACCUUUCAGAUUAUUAAAGUGGCAUUUGAUGAAGAAGUGAACUCGGAGAUGGUGGAGAUCUUCAAGAAGCACAUGGUGAAGUUUCGGUAUCCACAAUCAGUUUUCAGCACUUUUGCCUUUGCUGCAGGUCAGAAUGCACCACAGAUAGUAUUGCCAAAGCAGAAGGAAAAAAAUACUUCAUUUCGCACCCUGUCCAAGAAUAUUGUAAGAAGUGCAAAGAAGGCUGGGAAAAUGACCAUAGGUCGUCAGUCUACAGUGAAAAAGAAACCAGUUGUUUUGGCAAUAGAUGAGAGAGGCAAUCGAUCAGGCUGGAAUGAGGAAGAUGAUGUUUCAGCUUCAGAUGAUGGUGAACUUCCCACAAGCAGCACUUUGAAAGCUUCAGAAAAGUCAACCAUGGAACAAUUAGUAGAGCGAGCAUGUUUUCGGGACUACCAGCGCCUGGGUCUUGGAACUAUUGGUGCAGGCUCAUCUCGGUCAAAGACAGAACACUUCAGGAUAACUGCUGCCAAUAGGAUGUAUUUACUAUGCAGAAGUUAUCCUGGACUCCUGGUUGUGCCUCAAUCUGUACUGGAUAGCAGCUUACAAAAAGUUGCACGCUGUUAUCGCCACAACAGACUGCCAGUAGUGUGUUGGAAACACUACAAGACAAAAGCUGUUCUGCUGCGCUCUGGUGGAUUCCAUGGAAAGGGAGUUGUGGGGCUUUUCAAAUCCCAGAAUCCACACUCUGCUGCUCCUGCAUCCACAGAAUCAUCAAGUAGCAUUGAACAAGAAAAAUACCUACAAGCAUUGCUGAAUGCAGUACCCAACUUAUCCAAAAUGAAUGGCUGCAACACACUUACUGGGCAUCCCAACAUCAUUCUUUCUCCAGAUACGCCCAUUGACAAACGAUCUUCUCGAGCAACCAGUGUAGUAAAGCAGGUGGUCCCGACACAUUUGGAUGUGCAUCUUCCAAACAGUUUUACACGUGGAGUACUUGGGUACAGAGAUAAACUGUUCACUCAUUCUCAACAAAAGAGUACAGUUAAAGGAAGAGUCUUCAACCAAGGCAUGUGGGCCAGCCUGCGUUCCAGUAGUCGCUUCAAUGCCCAGUUUUCAACCACUGAUGUAGGAGCAAGAUUAGCUGGAAAGGAAUCCCCUGUGACUGCUGGCUGUGACAAUUCUCUGCAGAAUCAGCUCCUAAAGCACCAAGCAGCAUUAUACCUGUUUGGGGAAAAAUCUCAGCUGAGAGGCUUUAAACUUGACCUUGCUAUUAACUGUGAGCUCAUACCUGUGGAUUACUGCGAUGUUCGUCAGGUGAAAGCUAGUUUCAAAAAGCUAAUGAGGGCAUGUAUGCCCAGUACAGUCCCCAUCGACACAGACAUGACUUUGUACAAGCUUCUCGGGGAAUCAGAAUGGCUGCUGCAGAUACAUAGAAUACUGCAACUGGCUGUGGUGAUAGCAGAGCUUCUUGAGAGUGGUUCCUCAGUAAUGGUAAGCCUGGAAGAUGGCAUGGACAUUACAACACAGGUUGUUUCACUUGCACAACUGCUGUGUGAUCCAUUCUAUAGAACGCUAGAAGGUUUUAAAAUACUUAUUGAAAAGGAAUGGUUGUCCUUUGGCCACAAAUUCAGCCAGCGUAGUAAUUUAACUCCUAACAGCCAGGGAAGUGGCUUUGCUCCAGUUUUCCUGCAGUUUCUGGAUUGUGUGCAUCAGAUUCACCAUCAGUAUCCAAUGGAAUUUGAGUUCAACCAAUAUUAUUUGAAGUUCCUAGCCUACCAUUAUGUGUCCAAUCGUUUCAAAACCUUCCUGUUGGACUCUGACUAUGAACGAAUAGAACAUGGAAUUUUAUUUGAAGACAAGAUAGACAAGCAAGCAAAGAGAGGAAUCUGUAUUUGGGAAUGUAUUGACAGGAUUCAUAGGAAAGGACCUGUUUUUUUCAGCUAUUUGUAUAGUCCUGAAGAAGGGGAGAAAUAUAUACUACGACCCUGCAUAAAUAUCUCUGCUCUGAAGAAAUGGGAUUACUACACAGGAGAGACUCUUUCCAGCGGCCCUUCCUAUGAUUGGGACAUGAUCACUGCAAAAGCAGGUGCAUCCGAGGAACUUGAGCAGAUGGAUGGUUCAGUCCCACAAACCCAUAGAAAAGUGGUAUGGCCAUGUUAUGACAAUGUCAGCAAAGUGCAGCCGGAUGCCAUUACCAAACUCCUAGAGGAGAUUGAAAGGCUGGAGAAUGAAUUGAAUCAAAGUCCAGAACAGUGGAAACCGAUCUGGGAUCGAGUAAAAGUUAGUCACAAAGAGGAAAUAAUACCAGAACAAACUAGAGUUACUUCAUCACUCAUGGCAUCUAAUUUGCAGUCCUUCCAAAGAAGGUCCAUGCUACAUUUGGCUGACAGUGGGAUUGGUGAGAAUGAUCGGAGCACCACUACAUCACCUUCAAAUGGAGUAAAUACAAGGAGAGCAGCAACUCUGUAUAAUCAGUUUUCUUCAAAGGAUGUGGAGAACAGAUCAUUUGAAGGUGUACUUUACAAGAGAGGUGCUUUACUGAAAGGAUGGAAACCUCGGUGGUUUGUUCUGGAUAUAACUAAACAUCAGUUGCGGUACUAUGACAGUGGUGAAGAUACAAACCCCAGAGGAUUCAUAGACCUGGCUGAGGUGGAGUCAGUUCUUCCAGCAUCAUCAACUCUGGGUGCGCCCAAGCAUUCAAAUGAAAGAGCAUUCUUUGAUUUGAAGACAAAUAAACGUGUUUAUAAUUUCUGUGCACAAGAUGUACAGAUCGCGCAGCAGUGGAUGGACAAAAUCCAGAACUGCAUUUCAGAUGCCUAACAAAAUACAUUUUAAAGGAUCAGGCGGGAUCAUACCAGUCACAGGAGAUUAAAGCCCUACAGCCUCUAAAGAAAAUAAAAUGAUAAGGAUGUCAAAAGAAUACAUCAGUAAAUUAGGUGAAGACCACUAAUUGUUCAGCAGAAGGAUUUGGGAACCUGCUUCAGCACAUGAAACUUGCACUGACAUCUUAACACAUCACAUCGCUCUUUAACAAUGUGAAAUGUAAACUUCAACCACUAAAGACCUUAAUAUACUGUAAUAUAAAUGGAACCUUUGCUUUCACAGAUUUGCAUGCAAUUUAUAGUCAUUUUAAGUCCUAGUUCUGAAACGUUGUGGAUAGCAUGAUUUUAGAACCUUCAAAAUUAACUUGUAACAUAACAUUUUAUAUUUUAUUGUAUAUCAAUAUCUGAAGUAAAAGAAAAAAAAAACUAUCUUAGCAGUACUCAAGUUUCUAAAAUGUACCACAUUAUAACUGCAUUUGGAAUGUUUGCACUUAAAGCUGAGAGGCAGAAAGUGCGGAAACACUCAAAGUGGUCAUUAAUGAUCAGCUCAGUUCUGUUGCAGCAGUUUUGUAGACAAUGUAAAUAAAUGAAUUUUUUUUCUGGUAGCUUACCUUGAUAUUUAAAGAGGUUUUGCACACUAAAAUUUAAUGGUUUCUUAUUUUUUUUUACAAUUCAUACUUAUUUUUUAAAAAACAUUUUGAAGUAUGUUUGUGUUACUGCCCUAAUGGAGAAUUUAUUCCACCUUUUAACACUUUCACAUUAUUUAGUGGAAAAAUUUUAACUUUUAUGUAGCUUGUGAUACGUUUCUGUGGUGUCUUUAUAGCAUGUUUAUAUGUUUAUUAUGUUUUGUAUUUUUGAAAGAAUUGUAUAUAUGGCUUAAUUUGGCUACAUUUCUCUUCCAUGAAUUGUUGGCUAUAAAUGAACCUAGUUUUAACAAUGUUUUAAAGAGCACUAGCAAAUUAUACAGUUCAUAUAGUAAGUCAUUGCAUAUUGGACCAAAAGAUUUAUCAUGCACAUCUAAAGAAAAUGAAACAAAAGUGUGCAUUUCCUGGAGGCUGAAAUCAACUAAAAUGUCCAUAUUUUCUUAUUAGCAUGAAAGGAAUGGCAAAUAGUUUCCACCAUUCCCAAAUUAUGACCUUGCUAAAGAUUGUCAAACAGUAGCCUCAAUUUGCACAUAAUAUUUUAAUUUUGUGGAGUUUGUAUAUAUCGUUCAUCUGCUUUGUAAAAUACUGAUCUUGUGUAGUUCUUUGUUGAAUUAAAUGCAAAGUCACUAAUUUUUUCCACCAACAGCUUUAUGUAAAUUGCUUCAUGUGACAUUGAC
Pristis pectinata (smalltooth sawfish) is the source of this 7152-nucleotide messenger RNA. RefSeq names its product SET binding factor 2 (gene sbf2). The record is from RefSeq and is a predicted model, not a curated record. The transcript has 42 exons. Bases 25 to 5829 code for a protein of 1934 amino acids. NCBI's taxonomy places the organism in Eukaryota, Metazoa, Chordata, Chondrichthyes, Rhinopristiformes, Pristidae.